UAAUCCAUUGGAGAGACUGUACAUACCUUGACGAAAUAUGAUGUCCAAGGUGGCUCAUGGCAUUGCUUUAAAUAUGCGGUCAAGACUUCCGAGGCUCGAGGCUUCAGUAAUAGGCGGACUCCUUCGAAAAAAGAGCGGAAGCACCCCGCUGACGGAGGACGGAGGCUUCAAAGAGUCCUCGGUGGCCAACGAGCAGUUGCUUACCUACGAGCUUGGGUCCGAUGAGCGCAGUGACCUUGAGUACGCCCUGCUGGGUGUCCUUAAUCGAGUAGAGCACGUGCCCAUUGUGAUUAAAGGCCAAGAGUUCCCCGCCAACCAAGAGCUCCAGCAGGUCCUGCCCUACAACUUCAAGCAGCCCAUUGCUCGCUAUGGCCACGCCCACAACGUCCUCAUCAAUUUGGCCAUCGACGAGAGUCUAGAGGCGCAGGCGAAAUGGGACAAGACCAGGCUAAGCGAUAGGAUUCAAAUCUGGGAAAAGGCAGCGACGCUGAUAGCCGGCAGGUAUCGCACCGACAUCAUAGCAGCCACAAUGCUGGGCCAGGGCAAGACCCUACGUCAGGCGGAGGAGGAUGUGGCCGAGUUGGUGGACUUGAUGCGGAUCAAUCCAAUCCUUCUGCGAGAGCUGGCCAACUACGAACUGAUCAAUGAUUCAUCGGAAGCCUGCUGGAAUUUUAUGCGGCUAAGAGGACUUACAGGAUUUGUGGCUGCCAUCAGUCCUUUUAACUUCACGGGUUUAGCCGCUAACCUGGCUUUUGCACCCGCUCUGAUGGGCAAUACGGUGGUGUGGAAGCCCUCCGAUUCGGCCAUUCUGUCCAACUAUUUCGUUUUCGAGGCAAUGCGGGAAGCUGGUCUGCCCGAUGGAGUUGUGAACUUUGUGCCAGCCGAUGACUCGACCUUUGCUGAUGUGGUGACACAGCACUCACAACUGGCGGGGAUCAACUUCACGGGCACUUCAACGGUGCUAAAAGUUCUGUGGCAACUGGUGGCCUCGAAUCUGAACUUUUACCAGAACUAUCCCAGAUUAGUUGGCGAAGGUGGAGGCAAGAAUUUCCACUUUGUACAUCCUUCGGCGGAUCCCGACACAGUGGUUGCCUGUACAAUAAGAUCGGCCUUUGAGUAUGCCGGCCAGAAGUGCUCUUCCUGCUCGAUGUUGUAUGUCCCGGAAUCGCUGUGGAAGGAUGAUAUAAUGGAGCCACUGCUCAAUACCACCUCCUCCUUGUGCGUCGGUCAUGCCACCUACUGUGACUGCUUCUGUUCGGCGGUGAUAAAUCGCAAGGCCUAUGACCGCAUCUACAUGUGGCUGAGAUACAUCGCCCAGAGCCCAAGCUGUAAGUUCCUUGCCGGAGGGACAUGUGACAAGAAGCAGGGUUACUUUGUGGAUCCCACGGUAGUGCUGGUCAAUGAUCUGGACAACAUUAUCUGUAGAGAGGAGCUGUUGGCCCCCAUUUUGGGUGUCUACGUGUAUCCCGAUAACAAGAUCGUGGAGACCAUGGCCAAGGUAGCGGAGAUCAAUCAUGGACUGACUGGAUCAGUUUUUGCCAAAGAUCAGGACUUUAUAACGCGGGCCUACGAGGUCUUCCGUUUCAAUGUGGGAAACCUAAUUGUCAACGAUAAAUCCACUGGUUCUAUGGUGGGACAGCAGCCAUUUGGAGCGGGUCAUAUGACCGGCACCAGCGAUAAGUUGGGAAGUCCAUAUUCCCUGCUGCGGUGGACCUCACCGCAGGUCAUCAAGGAGUCAUACAAGCCGCAUGUGAAUAUCUACCAUCCCUACAUGCAGGUCAGUGAAGCGGUUCAGGAACAAGGAGCAGAUUUGAUGGAACAAGAAGAUAGUAACGAGAAAAUUGAAAAGGUCACUAGCGAGAUGAAGCGCGAUGAGAUGUAUUUGGGAGACAACUCCCUGGAGCCCAUUACUGGGGAUAGCAAGACCAAAUAAUAGGGUAUUUUGAAUUUAUACCAUCAUAAUAUAAUUCAAAAUUUGUGUCGUACUAAAUUCAAUAAAAAUGAAAAAAUAUUUAUGUA
Molecule: messenger RNA, 2019 nt
Organism: Drosophila kikkawai
Lineage: Eukaryota; Metazoa; Arthropoda; Insecta; Diptera; Drosophilidae
Gene: P5CDh2
Product: delta-1-Pyrroline-5-carboxylate dehydrogenase 2
Cellular component (GO): mitochondrial matrix
Molecular function (GO): L-glutamate gamma-semialdehyde dehydrogenase (NAD+) activity
Source: RefSeq, a predicted model, not a curated record